AUGCUCCAAAAUCUCACCGUUGCAAACAAGCUGCUUUAUAUGUACACCCAGCAGAGGGUGCUGGGUGAAGCUUAUGCUCUGUUUGGUGGGAUGGAGGAGAAAGAUGCAGUUUCUUGGAGUGUAAUGGUUGGUGGGUUUGUGAAGGCUGGUGAUUAUACCAAUGGUUUUGCAACAUUUAGGGAGCUUAUUCGAGGCGGUGUUUCGCCGGAUAACUAUACAUUGCCCUUUGUGAUUAGGGUUUGUAGGGAUUUGAUGGACCUGCAAAUGGGCAGGUUGGUUCAUGGCAUUGUGUUGAAGCAUGGGUUGGUUUCGGAUAAUUUUGUUUGCGCUGCGCUCGUGGACAUGUAUGCGAAAUGUAGGGUUAUCGAUGAUGCCCGCCAACUGUUUGAUAAUAUGCAGAGCAGGGAUCUUGUGAGUUGGACAGUGAUGAUUGGUGCAUGUGCUGAGUGCAGGAAUGCUGAUGAGGCUUUGGUUUUGUUUGAUCGGAUGGUUGAUGAAGGUGUUUUACCGGAUAAGGUUGCUAUGGCUACUGUUGUUAAUGCUUGUGCAAAAUUGGGGGCUAUGCAUAAAGCCAGGCUUGUUGAUGAUUAUAUAUGUAGGAAUAAGUUUUCGUUUUCGUUGGAUGUGAUCUUAGGAACGGCGAUGAUUGAUAUGUAUGCUAAGUGCGGAUGUGUUGAUUCUGCUAGGGAAAUUUUUGAUAGGAUGCACGUAAAGAAUGUUAUAACAUGGAGUGCUAUGAUUGCAGCGUAUGGUUAUCAUGGGCACGGCCGAAAAGCUAUUGAUAUUUUUGAAAUGAUGUUAAGCAGUGGAGUGUCACCAAAUGCAAUAACUUUUAUUUCACUAUUAUAUGCUUGUAGUCAUUCAGGCUUGAUCGAAGAGGGUCUUCGGUUUUUCUCUUCGAUGUGGGAUGAAUAUGCUGUCAGAGCAGAUGUCAAACAUUAUACUUGUAUGGUUGAUCUCUUGGGCCGUGCUGGGAAACUUGAUGAGGCCUUAAAAUUAGUCGAGAGCACGGCAGUUGAGAAAGAUGAGGGGUUAUGGGGAGCUUUUCUUGGCGCAUGUAGAAUCCAUGGGAAUGUAGACCUGGCAAAAAAGGUAGUGAAUUCUCUUCUUGAACUACAGCCAGAAAACGCAGGGCAUUAUGUAUUGCUUUCAAAUAUAUAUGCACGAGAAGGUAGGUGGAAGGAAAUGUCAAAAAUGAGAGAUCUGAUGACCCAGAGGAAACUGAAGAAAAUUCCGGGUUUGACUUGGAUUGAAGUGGAUAACAAAAUUUACCAAUUUAGCGUGGGCGAUAGGUCUCAUCCAUGGUCAGAAAAGAUUUAUGCGAUGAUCAAGAGUUUGAAUGAGAAGUUGGAGCUGGCUGGUUAUGUGCCUGAUACAAAUUUUGUGUUACAUGAUGUUGACGAGGAAGUGAAGUUGGGUAUGUUGUCUUCACAUAGUGAGAAGUUGGCAAUUGCAUUUGGUCUCCUUGCCACUGCUGAUGGAACUCCGAUCAGAAUUACAAAAAAUCUUAGGGUUUGUGGUGACUGCCACUCGUUUAUCAAGUUUGUAUCGGCUAUAACACAAAGGGUUAUCAUUGUUCGAGAUGCAAAUCGAUUUCACCACUUCAAAGAAGGGGCAUGCUCAUGUGGAGAUUAUUGGUAA
Molecule: messenger RNA, 1641 nt
Organism: Malus domestica (apple)
Lineage: Eukaryota; Viridiplantae; Streptophyta; Magnoliopsida; Rosales; Rosaceae
Product: putative pentatricopeptide repeat-containing protein At3g23330
Biological process (GO): RNA modification
Cellular component (GO): intracellular membrane-bounded organelle
Molecular function (GO): RNA binding; zinc ion binding; protein binding
Source: RefSeq, a predicted model, not a curated record